CGGGCGGUCGGGAGGAGCGGCCGGUGGCAGGGAGUCUCAGCGGCAGCCGCCAUGCCGCCCAAGGCGGGCGACAGGCACCGGCAGGGCCAAAGUGGUCCUUCAGGAGGAAAGGCAGUGCAACCAAGGCCUGCUAAAGCUUUAUCUAAAAAACGGGAUGAAGAUGUCUCCACUGAAGCAGGAGAGGGGGCAGAUGAAUGUGUGGCUGCAAAGACUCUAGUCAAACCCCCAGAUCAACUGGAGCUGACUGAAGCUGAAUUAAAAGAGGAAUUUACACGCAUCCUGACAGCUAAUAAUCCCCAUGCUCCCCAGAAUAUCGUCAGAUACAGCUUUAAAAAACGAGCAUACAAGCCAGUAAGCUAUGUGGAUCAAAUGGCAAUUCACUUCUCUUUGAAUGGAAAUAUGAUACCCAAAGAUUCAGAUGAAGGCAGACGGCAGAGUAUCAGAUUAAGCAUUGCAGCAGAAAAGGCUCCUGUUGAGACUUCUGCAGUAACAUCUGAAGAGGCAGAGAUUAAAGAUGAAGAAAGCACAGGAGAUACUCAGGCUGCAGAAGAGGAAGAGGCAGAAGGGUCAGGAACAGCAGAAGCAGCUGAGGCAGCAGAGGUAGAAGAGCCUCCUCCCCCAAGAGUGAAGGAGCAGAAGCUUGCAAACCAGUUCAACUUCAUUGAGAGAGCUUCAAGGACUCUCAACAACCCUAUGCGGGAACGAGCAUGUCAAUCGGAACCUACACCUUGUAAAGAUUUCUCAGCCACUGCUAACCAGUGGAAGAUCUAUGAUGCCUAUGUGGAGGAGCUUCAGAAAAUGGAAAGGUCAAAAGAGAAAGAAAAACCAAAAGCUCAGAUAGCAAGAAAAGAAGAGGAGAAGAAGAAAGGAAGAAAGUUAACCUCUCUGGAGUUACAGAGUGAUGAUAUAACCAAGAUCUCAAAGGCUGCUAAAAUAAUGGAGCGGAUGGUGAAUCAGAACACAUUUGACGACAUUGCACAAGAUUUUAAAUAUUUUGAGGAUGCCUCUGAUGAAUACAGAGACCAGCAAGGAACCCUCCUCCCACUCUGGAAGUUCCAGUAUGACAAAACCAAGAGACUUGCAGUUACUGCCAUCUCCUGGAAUCCAAAGUACAAGGACCUAUUUGCAGUGGGGAGUGGGAGUUAUGACUUCAUGAAGCAGGGCCAGGGCAUGCUCGUGCUCUACACCAUGAAGAACCCCUCCUUCCCAGAGUACGUCUUCAGCAGUGAGAGUGGCAUCAUGUGCCUGGACUUCCAUAAUGACCACCCCUACCUCAUGGCAGUGGGCUUCUAUGACGGCAAUGUGGCCAUCUACAACCUGAAGAAGGCAACAUCCCAGCCCAGCUACAAGAGUAGUGCUAAGUCAGGAAAGCACACGGAGCCAGUGUGGCAGGUCAAGUGGCAGAAGGAUGACAUGGACAACAAUUUGAACUUCUUCUCUGUCUCUUCGGAUGGGCGGAUUGUUUCAUGGACUUUAGUUAAGAAUGAGCUGGUUCAUACAGAUGUCAUCAAGCUGUCAGUAGAGGGAACAACGAUGCAGGGGCCAGAGGGGCUGCAGCUGCAAACGCUUGGCUGCGGGACAUCGUUUGAUUUUCACAAAAAGAUAGACUAUUUGUUUCUUGUUGGUACUGAAGAGGGAAAGAUCUAUAAGUGUUCAAAAUGCUAUUCAAGCCAGUUUCUGGAUGUGUUUGAGGCCCAUCACAUGGCUGUGGACUCAGUCAGCUGGAAUCCCUACCACUUGAAAGUCUUCAUUUCCUGCAGCUCUGACUGGACAGUCAAGAUCUGGGAUCACACCAUAAAGACUCCGAUGUUCAUUUAUGACCUGAAUUCUGCUGUAGCGGAUGUUGCAUGGUCCCCUUACUCCUCCACGGUCUUUGCUGCAGUCACCACUGAUGGCAAGGCUCAUGUGUUUGAUCUGAGCAUUAAUAAGUAUGAAGCUCUCUGCACCCAGCUAGUUGUGGCCAAGAAGAAAAAUAAAAUAACGCAUGUCCAGUUUAACCCUGUCUACCCCAUUGUCAUCAUUGGCGAUGAACGAGGCCACAUUACCUCCUUGAAGCUCUCUCCCAAUCUGCGCAAGAUGCCCAAGGCGAAGAAAGGCCAGGAGGUUAAGAAGGGCCCCGAGGUGGAAACUGCAAAGCUGGACAAGCUGCUUAACCUGGUGAGAGAGCCAGAGAGCAACGGAGGGAAGUGAGCGGGAGGAACAACGGCUCUGCCAGGCGCCGCUGGACGAACAAGCUCGGCUUUGAUCGGUGGCUGCUUGGCAUGCAAGCGGCAGGCCCUGUGCUGCCAGCUUCCCCUCUGUGCCCAGGCAAAUAAAUGGAGGUGCUGGGAGAGCCACGGCGUGCAGUCAUCCCUGGGGUCAGGCAGACCUCACCGUGCUCGGUCCCGCCGAGCCACACAGCCCUCCAAUCUUCCCCCCCUUGGCUGGGCUUGCACCAGGUGAGAGCCCUGUGGAGGGCAGGUGAUGGCUGCCAUGGCUCGAUGGCAGCCAGUCCCUCCAUGAGUGGUGGCCGGGGACACUGAGCACUGAGUUGCAGCCCCACAGCCCUUUGUGGGGUCAGCCAUGCACAGCCCCUUGGAUUUUGGCGUGGCACCCUAAGGCAGAGGGUGGCUGGGGACCUCGCCUGGCCCCCCCACUGCUGUGAGAGAGGAAUGUGCCAUCACUGCGAACAGUACCACAGCAGCUGCCGGCCACCAGCUUCGGGAUGCUCACAGCUCCCCUCUCCCUGGGGGUCUUAGCAUGGGAGGUCUCGGCUGGCUCUACCCAGCUGGCAGCCACGGGAACAGUUAGGCACUGGGGUUUGCAGAGCCUUCCCACCGCUCCGGUGCUUUGCGGCAGAGGGAUUAGCUGCUACGUGGCUGCGGUGGCAGUAGGAGCUGCGGUGGCCUUGCCGCAUGCUGAUGAGCAGGAACGGGCUGUCACCGCUGGAGUCUUACACACAGCUGCUGAGACUGGGGACCAGAGGCGCUUCCACCAGGCAGGGGUGGUGGCAGGUGUUCUCCAUCCGCUCAGCUGGCCUGCAUCCCCUGUGAGCAUCCCUGUAAUUUAAGGCCACAGCUUGGAAACUCUCCAGUGCCUCCAGCACUGGGGCUGGGUGAUGCUCCCUGCUGAGAGACCCAUGCCCCCAGCCUGGGCAGACAUGCCGCAGGCAUGAAAUACCCAGCUAGGUUUCUCAUCCAGCAUUUAAAUGCCACAAAUGGAUGCAGACAUGAGCCCUUC
Messenger RNA from Chroicocephalus ridibundus (black-headed gull), 3219 nucleotides. RefSeq names its product dynein axonemal intermediate chain 1 (gene DNAI1). Gene Ontology annotation, biological process: cilium movement; outer dynein arm assembly. NCBI's taxonomy places the organism in Eukaryota, Metazoa, Chordata, Aves, Charadriiformes, Laridae. Gene Ontology annotation, cellular component: outer dynein arm. The transcript has 21 exons. Bases 52 to 2190 code for a protein of 712 amino acids. The record is from RefSeq and is a predicted model, not a curated record. Gene Ontology annotation, molecular function: dynein light chain binding; dynein heavy chain binding.